AACCCAGUCCACUUUGAGUCCUUGGCAUCCGAACCGAGAGACUAUUAAGAUGAGACUGCUCGUGGUGUUCCUCCUGAUGGCUUUGAUUGUUCUCCCCACGGAGGGACUGUUCCGUCGUCGUCGUCGUCGCAGAUGGCUCCGUGUCAGAGGCAGUAGGGUUCUCACUGGCCUUGCUGUUGCUAGCAGACUCGGUCUGAUAGGAAAGAGAGAGGCACAAGAUGACCUUUUCUCUGCUGAUCUGAAUGAGGAUGGGAACAUUGACCAAUCGGAGGCUGAGAAUCUCUUCGACAAACGCGAUGCGGAAGAAAUCAUGCAAUCGGCUGACAUUGACGGUGACUCUGUUGUAAGUCAUGAAGAGUUCAUCCGAGGAGCGGAAGACUUUUUCUCUCAACAUGCUGAGUAGACAUUUUCGACAAAAGUACAGCAAGAUGAAAUAAUCUGUCAGAUUUUCGACACCGGUGCUUGAAAAUAAAUCAGUGCAGAACAAA
Haliotis rufescens (red abalone) is the source of this 488-nucleotide messenger RNA. RefSeq names its product calcium-binding protein 5-like. The coding region runs from base 50 to 403 and encodes 117 amino acids. The transcript has 5 exons. Gene Ontology annotation, molecular function: calcium ion binding. The record is from RefSeq and is a predicted model, not a curated record. NCBI's taxonomy places the organism in Eukaryota, Metazoa, Mollusca, Gastropoda, Lepetellida, Haliotidae.